Oncorhynchus kisutch (coho salmon) is the source of this 2320-nucleotide messenger RNA. It is a transcript of the gene hcar1-3, whose product is annotated as hydroxycarboxylic acid receptor 1-3. Gene Ontology annotation, cellular component: plasma membrane. Gene Ontology annotation, biological process: G protein-coupled receptor signaling pathway. The record is from RefSeq and is a predicted model, not a curated record. Lineage: Eukaryota; Metazoa; Chordata; Actinopteri; Salmoniformes; Salmonidae. Gene Ontology annotation, molecular function: G protein-coupled receptor activity. The transcript is spliced from 2 exons. Bases 298 to 1305 code for a protein of 335 amino acids.
UGCACUGGCCUGCCCUCAGAGGAAGUCAGUCUUAAAGUGUAUGUCAAGACGCCUCUCGAAAAAAACAACAGAAAAUCCUGAACAGUGGAAACACACAAGAGAGGAGAUCUGUUGAGGACAUUCAAAGUCACCUACAGGAUUCUAAACUGCUCUUCAACCCCAAAUGCAGUCAUUGACCCCAAACGCUCAACUGAUAUCCUCUGAGAUGCUCUGAAAAGAGGAAGAAGAAGAGGCAGAUUGUGUGAAAAACACCAACAUCUGAGUCUUCCUGGAAGCAAAAACAUACUCAAUCUAACGAUGGUUGAUGAAGCAACAGUAGUGCACAGUAACUCUACCGGAAGACUGAACCAGCCCUUCCACUGCCUGGCCACUCAGAAUCUGGUGGCCAACAUACUGCCUCCUGUCCUGAUUAUAGAGCUCCUAGUGGGCUUGCCAGGCAACGUAAUGGCCCUGUGGAUCUUCACCUGCCGUCUGAAGACUUGGAGGGCCAACACCCUGUUCCUCUUUAACUUGGUCCUGGCUGACUUCCUACUGCUCAUCUGCCUGCCCUUCCGCAUUGACAACCUGUUCCGUGGGGAACACUGGGUGUUUGGCGAAGCCUGGUGCCGGAUCAACCUCUUCAUGCUCGCUGUCAACCGCUCGGCCAGCAUCGCCUUCAUGACUACCGUGGCCUUCGACCGCUACUUCAAGGUGGUCCACCCACACCACCGUGUCAACCACAUGACAUCUACCCAGGCAGGAUGGGUGGCGGUGGGCAUCUGGGCAGUGGUGAUCUCCCUGCGGCUCCCCCUGCUGACCACCAACCUCCUCAAGCAGGAUGGCAACAUGUCCCUGUGUCGCAGCUUCAGCUCCUACACUGUGACUCCCCUGGCAAUCGAGAUACACAACAUGGUGUUCGUCGGAGAGUUCUUCCUGCCCCUGCUGCUCUUGCUCUUCUGCUCAGCCAGGAUUGCCUGCAUCUUACGCCAACGGCAACUGGACAAGGAGCAGAAGGUUCGGCGGGCCAUCCGGGUGGUUGGGCUGAUCGUGGCUGUGUUUGUGCUGUGUUUCUUUCCCGGCAUCGCCACAGGCCUGAGUACGGUCUAUAUCAAGAAGGUCAGACCCAGGGACUGUCUGUCUUACAACAUGGCUGCGCAGCUCUUCAGCCUGUCCAUUGGAUUUACCUACCUUAACAGUGCUCUGGACCCAGUCAUCUACUGUUUUUCCAGUUCCAUGUUCCGAAACUCCCUCAAGAGCUCCAUCAAUAAGCUGGGCCUGGUAGAGAUGAGGCUGAGUCGACGGGCAAGCAUGACCAGCGAUGGGUGAAGAGUGAGGCCUGCCUUGUUCAGGGGCAGAACGGCAGAUUUUUACCUUGUCAGCUCGAGGAUCCGAUUCUGUAGCUAUGUGGGAUACAUACUUGAAAGGACUGAGUACGUGUGUAUGUGUGUAUAUGUAUGUGAAACAAAGACAGGAAAAAGAAAGCCUUCAUUCUACUGAAUGGUUAUUUUUUUUUAUAACCGAAUGAUGUAGAGUGACAUGUUUUUGUCUUGAUUUAGUCAUGUCUAUCAAAUACACCAUUUUUACCAGAUGCAGUGUUAAGGGAUGUUUCAAAAUGUACAGAUCGGGGACCAGGGGGAGAAUGGGGGAGGGACAUGCUUUCUAUUUCAGUCGAGGAGGAUUUAGUAUUUUCUAAAUCAAGUCCAGGGGAGGGUCAUGCAAUUUGUAAUUGAUUACAUUUGAAUAUUUAUCAGUGUUUUAGAAUUAGUUGCUUAUUAUGCUAUACAAUGCCUUCAGAAAGUAUUCCCACCACUUGACUUUUUCCACAUUUUGUGUUAAAGCAAUUAAAAAAAAUUAUGUCACUGGGAUUUAAAAAUGUUUUAUUUUUAUUUUUUACAAAUGAAUAAAAAACGCAAAGCUGAAAUGUCUUGAGUCAAUAAGUAUUCAACCCCUUUGUUGUGGAAAGCCUAAAUAAGUUCAGAUGUAUAAUAAUGUUGCUAUGGAUCGGUGUCCCGUCAACUGGACAGUUGUUGCUCAAUAUGCAUAAUGUGACUAAAAUAUUGUUUUAAACAAAAACAGAAAUUUGGUACAUAGAAGUGUCUUAUAUGGGCAAAAUGCUUCAAUUCUGGUUAAUGUAAUUGCAUUGUCCAAUUUACAGUAGCUAGUACAUCGCAAAAAUAACAUGCUAUUGUUUGAGUGCACAACAAAACACUUGUAUCACAGUGACAGGUUUGAUACAUUCACGUCUGAAGGUAAAUAAUUGAAUUACAUUCUGAAAUCUUGCUCUGAUUUGUCAUCCUAAGGGACCCAGAGAUAAAAAUGUAGUGUGGUUUGAUAAAAAAAA